CUGCGUAUUGGUAUGAAUUGUCUUAGUCCUUCAAAGGUCUCUGGCAGCCUCAUGGCUUGAUAUAAAGCGCUUUGCAGCGCUCAAAAGUGUUCAAUUCUGCCAUCGCAAACAUGAUACUCCCUACAAUCAUGAUCGCAUAGCUCCUUUCAUCCACCCGACAUUGAUGGAGUUCGAUACCUCAACCUGCAAGCCCAAGAUGUGAGAAACCUCACCAGAACCUCGCUGCCGCCUGGUACACUCGAUGGAGCGGUAUACACCGUCGAUUUCUGCAAUGUUACCGUCUCGUACGAGCAUUCUGGAUGGCAUGACACAGUGAGCGUCACUGUCUGACUUCCAAUCUCGCAAAGAAGGAUUUGUGGCACUCGCUACUGACUCCGGUCAUGAAACUAGACUGAAGAGCGCGAGGAGUGCGGAGUGGGCUUUGGCAAGCACCGGAGAUCUCGAUUUGCCGCUGCUUUAUAAUUUCGGCUUUCGGAGCUUAGGGAAAAUGAUAUCGAUCGGAAACAGGAUCACGAGUGACUUCUUUGGCAGCGAGCCGAAGUAUUCCUACUUCAGUGGUUGUUGCGGCAGAGGUCGACAAGCGAUGGAGCUUGCGCAGCGGUUUCCAAACGAUUACGAUGGUGUGCCAGCGGCUGCGCCUGCCAUGAAUAUCGAGACAUUUAUCCCGGCAGCAAUAUGGUCCGCAAUGGUCAUGAGAAAUCUGUCGACGUACCCAUCAGCUUGCGAAGGUAAUGCCUUCUCGAAACGAGCUAUUCAAGCUUGCGAUCUCUUGAACGGACUGGAAGACGCAAUCGCAUCGCGACCAGAGCUAUGCAAUUUCGAUCCUUCUUCCGCAGUUGGGGCUAGGAUAAGUUGUAACGGCACAGAUAAAGUCUUGUCCGCUGCUGCUGCAGAUGUGGUACGAGUAGCUUGGAUUGGCCCGCACGAUCCAGAGGGUAAUUUCAGUUGGCCUGGCUUGAAUGUGGAUGCUUCUUUGACCGGUUACAUUUCAACUACCUGUUCAUCUGACGACCAGUGCACUCAAUCAGAUUCCGAGCUCUUCACUGGAUUCUGGAAGUACUUUUUGGCUAAGGAUCCGGCUUUCGAUGUUACGACUUUGACGGAUGAGCAGUUUUUUGAUUACUUGAGAACCUCUCAGAGAGUCUUUGGUCCCAUCAUGGCUGCGCACGAUCCAGACUUGUCAAGCUUCCAGAAAGCUGGUGGAAAGAUGAUUAGCUGGCACGGACUUGCUGAUGAGACAAUUCCUCCUGUUACAAGCCGGUAUUACGACCAGGUGAUGGAGCGUGUAUCCGAUGUCCACCAGUUCUAUCGUCAUUUCGAGGCCCCAGGAGUCGGACAUUGUAUGGGAGGUUUGGGUCCGUUGCCAGGGACUGCAUUUGACCAGCUCAUCAACUGGGUGGAGGAAGGAGUCGUCCCUGAUAAACUGAAAGCUGUCGGGCAAGUGGGCCGAAAGGGAUUUAUGCCCUUAUCCUUCUGUUACAGACCUUCGUCGGCGAGAGCGAAGACUAUGCGCUGAACUUCGAAUGCGUGUAAAUGGAUCGGUUCCGUAGCUGAAUUAGCAUUGCAAGCUUGUGUGCAGGUCACCCUGCAACUAUCGACAGUGGCCAUUCCAGAAAUUCAGACCAACGCUGACCUAAGCAUUGAUCUAGAUGGUGAACAAGUGUAGCUGGCCAAUCUCCAAUCCACCAUAGUCCCGUGCCUAGCUUGAGCAGAACCGCGUAAUAUGCGAGGAUAACCAAAGCAACAGGCUUCCGUUCCGAAAGAAGUGAAAGGAAGUGAGUUCCAACACACAUUGGCCACGAUGAAACUAGUCUUUUGCUCAUGGUUGCAUCCUCCUGCUGUUGCACGAGAG
Cercospora beticola is the source of this 1852-nucleotide messenger RNA. NCBI's taxonomy places the organism in Eukaryota, Fungi, Ascomycota, Dothideomycetes, Mycosphaerellales, Mycosphaerellaceae. The record is from RefSeq and is a predicted model, not a curated record.